Molecule: messenger RNA, 5154 nt
Organism: Hemibagrus wyckioides
Lineage: Eukaryota; Metazoa; Chordata; Actinopteri; Siluriformes; Bagridae
Gene: dab1a
Product: DAB adaptor protein 1a
Exons: 20
Coding region: 798-2558 (586 amino acids)
Biological process (GO): ventral spinal cord development; lateral motor column neuron migration
Source: RefSeq, a predicted model, not a curated record
UUGAGUCAGCCAAGCUGCUCACAUUGAAGACCGGAGAGAGGAUUGCUUUCUGCUGCUGGGAUACCUGUAUCCAAAGAGCCACAGACCAAAGGACGUAAACACCUCUUUUGUCAUUUUGGGGUUUCCUUAUGAACAACAAUCUGUAGUAAGCAAAAAAGGACUUGGAAAAUACAUCAGGUGUAUGCAAAGGGAAAAGGAUUGUGCGAGAGGAAGACUGGGUGUCCGGCAGACUGAAAUAGGAGAAAUGAAAAUCAGCUUGUUCUGACCAGCUACAAGCUUCCAAAUCAGAGCUCGAGCUGAUCAAGCUGGGAAGAAAGUUAGUCCCAGUUUAGGGAGUUGUGGACAGAGAGCAGAAUCAGCCAUGAUACAACACCCCUGGAGCAGAGAGGGUUAAGGGCCUUGUUCAAGGGCCCAACAGCAGGAGUUUGGUGGUUCUGGGGCUUGAACACUGACUUUCCGGGCCAACAGACCCAGUUCCCACAAUUAAGUUCAUCACACCCAGGAAGCAGGAUGUGCAAUUCCAGAAAUGAAUCCUGGGUUUGGACGCGAUGCUACUGAACUCUGAGCAACCCACACCAACCGACUGAAGUGUCGCAAGCAGACAGCUGGUGUUUUCUCCACCAGAGCCUUAUUAUGGAAAGCAGAUGUGGAGAACCUGUGCCACUACAGGGAGAGCUCGAGAUGCAGCGUCGAGGCUAGAGGCAGCGGCCGAGUGAGAGCGAGGCAGCGGGGAAGCCCCUCUGGAUGAGCCAGUCCCAGGCACCCAGCCGCACAGUACAGGAAUAUAACCACUUAAUAUGUCAACAGAGGCCGAGCUCCAGCCUGCUGCCAGACCCAGCGUCAAAAAGGAUUCCAAGAGGAGAGGGCAGGACCGCACUGAGGCAGCUCUGAUAAAGCGCUUUAAAGGGGAUGGUGUCCGUUACAAGGCCAAGCUCAUCGGCAUUGAUGAGGUCACCGCCGCAAGAGGAGACAAGCUCUGCCAGGACUCAAUGAUGAAGCUAAAGGGGAUCGCAGCCUCGGCACGCUCGAAAGGAGAACACAAGCAGAAAGUUUUUCUUACAGUGUCCUUCGGUGGGAUCAAAAUCUUCGAUGAAAAGUCAGGGGUUCUUCAGCACCACCAUGCAGUUCAUGAGAUUUCCUACAUUGCCAAGGAUAUCACAGACCACCGGGCUUUUGGCUACGUAUGCGGGAAGGAGGGCAACCACCGAUUUGUAGCCAUCAAAACGGCUCAGUCUGCUGAGCCGGUGAUCCUCGACCUCCGUGACCUUUUCCAGCUGAUCUACGAGAUCAAGCAGAGGGAAGAGAUUGAGAAAAAGGCUCAGAAAGACAAGCAGUGUGAACAAGCAGUUUACCAGACCAUUCUGGAAGAAGACGUGGAGGAUCCGGUGUACCAGUACAUUGUGUUUGAGGCGGGACACGAGUCCAUCCGUGACCAAUCAGAGGAGAGCAUUUAUCAGGUCCCUACCAGCCAACAAAAGGAGGGAGUGUAUGACGUCCCAAAGCGACAUCCAAAUGAACGUAAUGACCAGACCAAACUGCUGGAUCUAGAUGCUGAUCUAGUGCUGUUCCCCCAGAAUAUCCACCAAUUAGAGCUUUUUGGAGACAUGUCUACUCCUCCUGAUAUCACUUCUCCCUCAACCCCUGCCUCUCCGGCUACCGCUCUAGACCCAACGCUGCUCCACCAGCCCCCCUCAGAACUGUUUGCUGCAUUCAACCCUGCCUCUGUGCCUGCCUCAGGUUACGUGACGAUGGGAGCAGUCCCCCCGGGCUGGGCACAGCAGCAGUUUGCAGCCCAAGCACCGCUUGCAUUCGGAGUUCAGUCACCAGUUCCCAUGGCUCAGGUGUUACCUGGUGGGCAGCCGCUAAUAUGGGGCCAGGCCAACCUCUUCCCCGCCAUGCAGCAGCAGUGGGCAGCUAUGGCCGGAGCCCACUUCUCACCUGCUGCCUUUGUCCCUGCACAGACCAUGGGACCACUCCCAGCUGCAAUGUUCCAGGCACUGGCACCCAUGCCCAUGGCGGCAGCAUGCCCCACUACUGGUCCUUCCCCAGGCACGCCAACCGCAGGCACCUCAGCUUCCACGGCUUCUAGCCCGCAACAUGGCGAGCACUCGUUGCCUGGACAGACCAAGAUGAGCAAGGAGAUGUUCAAGGACUUCCAGAUGGCCAAGCCACCACCCGGAGGUACACGUAAGAGUGAGCAGCCCAGUCUGGCAUGCACCACAGACGCUUUUACCAGCUACUUCAGUCGGGUGGGACUGGCACAAGACAACGAUGACUGUGACGACUUCGACAUCUCCCAAAUGAACCUGACGCCCGUCACCUCCACCACACCCUCCACCAACUCGCCACCCACACCAGCCCCUCACCAGAGCUCCCCAUCUAAGGCAUCAUCGCAGGCCAGUGACCCGCCCACUGACGACUCGUUCGGUGAAGCGGAGGGCAGUCCCAGUCGCAGCGGCGAGGAGGACGCUGCCGGAGACACACAGUCUCCGAGUGUGAGUGAGCCUCAAGCAGAGCCUGAUGGCUCUGAGCCAGACAGUCCUCAGGUCGGUAGCUAGAUAGCGGCAGGUCGGGGGGAAGGACCCUCUCUACGCCAAGAUCUGCAAAGGGAAGAAGUGAAGGAUCAUGGGAGGACUGCACACAACUGAACAGUGCUCAGGGGGGAGCAAGAGACCAAACCCUUAGAGCCGCUCUGUGUGUGUGUUUGUGUGUGUGUGUGUGUGUGUGUGUGUGUGUGUGUGGGUGUGGAUGUGGGUGUGGAUGUGGGUGUGGAUGUGGGUGUGUGCGUGCGUGCAUAUGUGUGUGAUCAAGAGACAAAAAAUGUGAGUGAAAUUAAAAGAAACGGAAGUAACACGGUUUGAUGACAGUGUGUGUGGGUGUGUGUGUGUGUGUGUGUGUGUGUGUGUGGUUGCAUGAGAGUGAAUGAUAUUCAGAGCUCACCUGUGAUGGAUCACUCCAGCCUUCUUGGCCUUCAGUCCCCCUCUGGAUCUCACUCUGUGUGGAGAAGUGCAGACUGGACGCUCCUCUCUUCUUUCUGUCCUUCCAUUGAGUUCUUUGUCGCACAGUGUUUCCUACACUCAUAAACUGAAUAUGGAAUAUUAUACACAGCUGAUGAUGAUGAUGAUGAUGAUGAUCUUCACACUCUUGUUCACUCUGUGUCAUUCCUUUGCUCUGUCUUUCUGUCUCAAUCUCAUACCAUCUAGCCAAGGUAGUAUGAGUGCAAAGUCUGAGAAGUGCCACAUUCCACUGAACACACACACACACACACACAUAUAUAUACUCCCUCACUCAAGUGAGAGUUCAAGAAUUCACUGCUUCAUGAUCCUGCAUAAUCCCAGUCUCUGCACUGUCAUCUCUCUGCAUAGUCCAGACCAGAGCAAUCGAUUACAGAGUAAUCCAUUUGAUCCAUCCAUAGGAUUAUGUGGUUCAUCCAUUCGGGUUUGUUUGGUUUUGCUCCCCGAUCUCUUUGAGAUUCUGCUGCUAGAGAGCUAUGCAGAAACGACAAAUAAAAGAGACUUCGUCUUUCUCUGUGGACCUUUCAGACAGAGAUCUGACUCAAGGAGUGACUUUGCCAAAAUCUCUCUCUCUUUUCUUUCUUUCUAUCUUUCUUUCUUUCUUUUUUUUUUGCUGGAAAGACUUCUGAGCAGCUCAUAUGAAGAAGAUCUUGCGACGGAGUGGACGUUGCCAAAACAAGCUGAAUCUGUGACUGAACUGUUCCUUCUCUAUAGCUUUUGUAUAAUACUAAUAAGACAAAAAAAAAAACAACAACAAUCAAAAAAAAAAAAAAAAAACGACAUUGAAAACGGGAUUUUUAUUUUAUAAGUCAGUGGAGAUCUCGAGGCCGACUUGAGACGUGUUUUAAGGAUAAACAAGGCUUUAAGGCAUCAGAUCAUUUGGUUUGCCAAACUCAUUUUGUAAAUAACAAUAACACCCACAAUAAUGCUGAUGAUGAUAAUAGGAAAAAAAAUGUUCAUUCUUUCUGCCGGACCUCUGUGCCAUAAAAUAGGCAGGCUUAAGUGAUGCAAGCUCAACAUGGAACCCAAGCAAUAUUUACAUGUGUCUAAAAUUCCCCUCUGUGGUUUACGUUGCUGUCGACGCCUGUGCAUGUUCGGUUUACUUAACGAGUGGCGCACAUCUUUUAGGUACAAUGAAGAAAAGGCGGCGGUUAAAAUACCUCAAGUGUCAUAGCAUGAGGCUCAUUUUAUAUAUAUACACACACAUUACUGGGAGUGAGUGAAAGUUACGACGUCACAAUUGAGCCUUAAAACUCAUCCCAGAAGAAUAUAAACUUUCCAAAAUACAUGGAAGAUGCGAGCGAAAAACUAAUCAAGCAAAAAAUCCUUUUAGUGUAUUAGUGCAAACGUUAAUGAUAAAAAACAAUAAUAAUUAGCAGAGCCGAUCACAGACUGGGUCACAUGAUCAUGACCUUGUGGUAUUUUACUGCAGUCUGGUCUCAUUCUCAAGCUCUCUUGCCAUGUGGGUUGCUGUUUAAACAUUUUUUAGUUAUUUUUUUUUCUCUCUCUAAAGAUGCCUUAUGUGUCAUCGGGCAUACUGGUGCAACCACAAACAUGCAUGACCUCAUUCAUUUAUGUGUGCAUUCUCAAACACGCACACCCACCCAAACACACACACACACAAUUCACCUUAUUGUCAAUUUCUGGAAAAAUUGCCUUUGGCUUCACAUCCACCCAAAACUGUCUAUCAUUUUAUUUGCUGAGAUCACAACCUGCUAGUGACGUGUGUGUGUGUGUGUGUGUGAGAGAGAGAGAGAGAGAGAGAGUGAGAGAGAAAGACAUGAACAGCCAGUUCUCCUUGUAUUUCAUUCCCCGUAAUGACUAAUACUCCCUAUUUUAUGGCCAGAGUCCUGUUUUAAUCCGAGAGCCAUUUUGGCCCUUUAAAGUUCAUAAACUCUACUUGGGAUUUAAAAAGAAGAUUGUGAAGCCAGGAGAAGAGAGGGAGGAUCAUAACGCUUUGACUAUGUUUCUAGACCUGUUUUAACUUUACCUCAGCUAAUGGUUUGUUAAUGUAAAAGGACGUCUUAUUUUUAUCUCAAUGAAGAUGACAUUCUACAGUGGAUUUUUAGGAUUUUUUUCCCUUUUGAUUUACAUAUCCCACCAUGUAAUACUGUACCAAUAAACACAUGAACAAAUUAUA